Messenger RNA from Diorhabda sublineata, 985 nucleotides. It is a transcript of the gene CHOp24, whose product is annotated as transmembrane emp24 domain-containing protein 2. Lineage: Eukaryota; Metazoa; Arthropoda; Insecta; Coleoptera; Chrysomelidae. Bases 80 to 685 code for a protein of 201 amino acids. Gene Ontology annotation, cellular component: Golgi apparatus; COPII-coated ER to Golgi transport vesicle; endoplasmic reticulum. Gene Ontology annotation, biological process: intracellular protein transport; Golgi organization; endoplasmic reticulum to Golgi vesicle-mediated transport. The transcript has 3 exons. The record is from RefSeq and is a predicted model, not a curated record.
UAUUUGUCAACUUUCUGUUUUAACGUAUAGGUGAGGUUACGUGGCUGAUACUUUCCGUUUUUAUAUCAGAAAAAUAAUAAUGAAUACGUUUUGUUGCCUUAUUUCAAUAAUAUGCCUAUAUAUCAAUCAAAGUUUGGCUUAUUUUAUUACAGUAGAUGCACACGCAGAAGAAUGUUUCUUUGACAAAGUUGAAGCUGGCACAAAAAUGGGACUCACAUUUGAAAUAGCCGAAGGUGGAUUUCUCGAUAUAGAUGUUCGUAUUCUAGAUCCAAAGAGUAAUCUUAUAUAUCAAGGAGAAAGGGAAUCUUCAGGAAAAUACACAUUUGCUGCCCAUACUUCUGGUACUUAUACUUAUUGCUUUUCAAAUAAAAUGUCUACUAUGACUCCCAAGGUGGUAAUGUUUAAUAUGGCCAUUGGGGAAUCUCCAAAGGGGGAAGAUCAUCCAGAAGGGGAAAAUGCUAAUAAAUUAGAAGAAAUGAUUAAAGAACUCACAAAUUCAUUGUCUGGAGUAAAACAAGAACAAGAGUACAUGCAAGUUAGAGAUAGAAUUCAUAGAAGUAUCAAUGAAAGUACAAAUUCUAGAGUAGUUUUGUGGUCAUUCUUUGAAGCUGUAAUUCUUAUUGCUAUGACAAUAGGACAAAUCUACUAUCUAAAGAGGUUCUUUGAAGUUCGAAGAGUUGUGUAACUAUGAAGACUGAGUGUUUUGUUGAACUGUUCCUUUGUUUUUGAUUUCAAAAUUUCUUUUUCUAUAAUUUAUUUAGAAAUGUGGUUUAACUUCAGUAUAGUUUCUAAAAUAUGUUUGAUUCAUUAAAUGGAUGUAAAUAUUUCACAUAUUAAUUUAAUAUAUUGGUACUAGAUCUGUUAUUAAAGUAUUAAGAAAUUUUAUAUUUCAGUUUUCAAAGUUCUUGUAACAAAAGUUGUACAUAAAUUUCUGUGUAGUUUCUAUUUUUUUUAUAUUUUGGGAAUAAAGCCACAUAAAACCUUA